This is a messenger RNA of Homarus americanus (American lobster), 3426 nucleotides long. RefSeq lists its product as uncharacterized. Gene Ontology annotation, biological process: synapse organization. The coding region runs from base 1115 to 2242 and encodes 375 amino acids. Gene Ontology annotation, cellular component: neuron projection membrane. The transcript has 8 exons. Lineage: Eukaryota; Metazoa; Arthropoda; Malacostraca; Decapoda; Nephropidae. The record is from RefSeq and is a predicted model, not a curated record.
ACCUCAGUUGAGUGUGGGACAGCUCCGGGAGCGUAGAUCUAUAGGCGACGGUGCUUGCUACCACCCGGCUCACCUUCUCGCUGUCCUCACUAAUCACGUGAACCGCACCGUGCACUUAUCUUUUGAAGGAAAAUAUAAGAUAUAUAUAUCACGUGUACCAUACAUUGAGGAAAAUAUAUCCGAGUCAUGUAUGGACUGUGAACUGUAGAAAACAGCAGUAAAACUGAAACAUUAUAAUGUGAUGUGUGGUCAUUGAUGAUCCGUCAUGCGAGAUUAAACUGUCUAGCUAUCAAGUUUAAAAGUUAUGAAACAAUUUUUUGAAGUCGAGUGUUAGGCUAAGUGCGAGCGACGGGACCUCACCUGCCCCGAGGUAGAGGUGGCUGGCAGCGUCUUACGGCAGCUGGAUAACACAAAGGAGACAACUGCUGGUACUACACUACACAGACGCGUCUGCUCAAAACCGAACUACCGGACUGCUGCCGAGACUGAACCACUGGAGACCCAAUGAGACUAUAUUAGUAAACAGCUUUUGAUACUAGACUGACGCCCUGAGCCUUAUAUUAAACCAGUAUGUAGUUAUUGAAUCGAAAAUAACAUGAAACAUUAGAAGCAGAACGACACAAGCUAAACGAUAUUACUUUGUUAUCUUCCAUUAAUGAAGUUUAAAAGUAAAUCGAUGUUGAAGAAGAAAAUAACAUUGAAUGAAUAAUAAUGUGAACUUAAUUUCAUAAAAGUGAAAAUUUACGUGAACACAUUUUCAGUCAUCGCGAAAAAUAAUUAUAUGAACGCAAUCCCCGUGAACGCAAACAAAAAUAAUUACGGGAACAUAAUUUCAACGAACAUUAUUAAUUAUUUUACUUAAAGGGAAUUAUCUGAAAAUUUGCACCCUGAAGACCCUUAGCUGAUGACUUAAGACUUACUUCAAUGUAAUUAUAAUACACUGCUAAUAGAGGAGUCAGAUAAAAACACUAAAGAUAUAUUUGAUAAUUUAAGAGACAACAAAGAGUUAUUACUAAAAAGGACAGAGGAUAAUCACAGAAAACUUUUUACUCGGAAGUCAUGGAGUGGAGAGUCAUCUAGUUAUGGUAGUGAGAAGCAUCAGGGUCGCGUGAGGAUGGGCGCAGCAAGGUGUGUCACGCUGGCUGGCCUCUGGCUCCUGACUCUACUAGCCGGCUCAGCCUCGGACCAGAAGGGCGCCCAGUGGAGUAAUACGAACAAUCAGCUGGAGUUGGGACAGCUAGGCGUGAAGGUGCCCCCCGAGGAUCGUUUCGUCACUCAAAACAACAGCGUAGUGACGGGUCAAGUGGGAGCGGCCGUCAUUCUUCACUGCAAGACCUCCAGUGCUACCGGGGGAUUGGUGUCGUGGGUGAGGAAGAGGGACUACCAGCUACUAACGGUGGGGCUACAUACACAUUCCAGCGACGACAGGUUUUCCAUCAACUACGUCCACUGGGACUGGCAGCUUCACAUCCGCUACGUGCAGCCGAGGGACGCCGGGGUGUAUGAGUGUCAGGUAUCCUCACACCCUCCCACGUCUCUCUUCGUUCACCUUCAGGUGGUGGAGGCGGAGGCAGAGAUCUUGGGAGCCCCGGAAAAACACGUCAAACUGGGCUCCAUCCUACGUCUGGUAUGUAUAAUGCACCACACUACGGAAGCGUUGUCGUACGUAUUCUGGUACCGCGGCAACGAGAUGAUCAACUACGAGUCAGAGGAGGGGACUGGGAGUGUGGUAGUGGAGAGCGAUGAACAUACCAGCGUCUUGAUGGUGACAAGCGCCAGCAGGCUGCACUCGAGCAGCUUCACCUGCGCCCCCCUCAACACCAAGCCAGCCUCCAUCCUGGUCCAUGUUCUCAAUGGAGAAUACCCCGCGGCCAUGCAACACGGUGAAUCAUCCUGCCGGGGGCUCAACCCCCCUUCUCUUACGGCACUGGCGGCCCUGGCAUUCAUCUUGCAGGUGGUCGUGGCCCUCACCAUCUCCUGGACACUGCCGAAAGGGACAGUUGCCUUGGCUACUGCCCUCGGUGUAUCCCCGACACUGCCGCCGCUGGUGUCAUCCCGAGGGCGGAGUGAGACCGACAGAACAUUGUCACAGGUGUACCAUCAUUAUCAUCACGGCGGAACAGGAGUAGCACCAUCAGGUGCACGAAGAUGGGUCGCUGGCGCUGCCCACGGUGUGUGUGGGCGGGCGAGACACCCGCUUUACCUAGACCAAACUUACACAUGUUGUAGCCAGCUGCCCUAGUCAGCACUCAGCGGGCGGUGGUCACUAUCGCUGUACAUACACGCUUGGCCAAUGAUCAGUAAUAUUGAAGUUUUUUAAUCCAUUGUACAGUUGUGUUUUCUGCAGCAGUAACUUUAUCUACACCUUCGUCUGUAAUCCUCUUAUUCAACAAGUACAUUAAGUAAUAACGAAGAUAAAAUAGAUGAGGCAAAUUAUUUUACACCAAAAAGCCAUUCAUCUCAGCCCCCAGUGAACAACACAAACUGUUUAUGUCGACAAGUUACCCACAACAAAUACGUUUUUAUUGUAUUCUGUAAUUUGGAUCAUUAUUCCUGGAUAUGAUCACAAAAACAACUCAAUUUCCAACACAAAAUUCCCCACUUGUAACACGAGGUCACUCCCCUUGGUACACAUACAGCUUAACUCUAAGCGGAUGUCGGCCAAAUUGUGUAAUUCUUUUGUACAUAUAGGAUGUGUCUCUGACCUACAUUAUAUGUGGGAUGUGUCACAGACAUAUGGGAUAUGUCUGUGACCUACAUAAUACCACAUGUCAGCAUCCGUCAACAGAGCUGUGUACAACAGUGACCUAGAAACUGACUCAAACUAUUUAAAAACAUUACACAUCAGUUUUGUUGACAAAUUCAUAUUGUUUGGUGAUAGAGUAAACAGCGCAGUGGUGACCUCAUCAACAAUGGUCAGCUGACAGUACAGUAAACACUAUUUUAUCAACUAAUCCCUAAAUGACUCAAAAAAUACUAAUUUGUUGCGUUGGUGUUGCUUUGUGGUUUACCACUUUGUUGCUGCAGAAGUUUACUGUGAACCUGUUUUUGGUUAACUCUGGAUCAGGUACAGUUUAUUAUUAACAAGAUAAUGAAUGACGUCAUAGGAAUGCGUGUGAUUGGUGGAGUAUAUCGAGAAGGAAUAAUGACGUCACUCCAUGUCCAGUUGCUCAUUCCCUGAUAUUUGUUUUUGUGAAGAGAUUUAGAUAAUGUAUUGUGUAUAUAUAGAUAUGUAUGUAUGUAUGUAUGUAACGUUGGUAAACUGUUUGAUCACAUUCUUCUCAUGACCGCAAAGUGUGACAGGCGUUUAUAAACAUUCUAUUCCUAUUUUAUCUCUUGUUCUCUCAGUUUGAGCAGUUAUGAGAGAACGUUGAUCUAGACAUUUACUGCCGACUUUCCUCGUCUCUCUAUCCCCCCCCCCCCAUU